UCGCCAUUUUUGUCUGUGCUUAAACAAUCCACAUGUUCGAUCUGUAAUAGCUCUUGGAUUAUAAAUACCAAUAGUUAUUGACUUUCCAGGCCAGUGAUUACUACACGAACGAGAGGUGGAUGGAAGAGUGUCACAGUUUUAACAAAACAGUGUAGUAAUGGCUGAAGCUGGACCCAAGAAAACCGUCGAGGUAGACAAAGACCAUCUAUCCUGCUGUAUAUGCUUAAAUCUGUUGUCAGUGCCAAAGCUUUUGCACUGCUGUCACACGUUCUGCAGGAAGUGUCUUCAGAAGUACAUAGAAGAGCAGGAUCAUGCCUCACACAAGAAAGGGUUUGACUGUCCAGUGUGUAGGCAGUUCACCGCAAUACCAAACCCAGUGGUGGGAUGGGCAGACCAAAUUGUGACAGACUUCCGAAUUCAAGCCAUGAUUGAUGAUUCGCCGGAAUCGGGUGGAAAGCAAGAUGUGGCUAAAGUUUCAAUAAAUGAUCGGGAGUUCAUUCUGGUGAAUGUGAUUAAUGGUAAAACUAGUCAAGAUAAGACAGAUCCAAGAGUCACUGACAUUGUUGCCCUUAGGCAAGACGACAAAGAUGUGAUCGUCAUCACUGACGGAAACAACUGCUGCGUGAAGGCAUUUUGGUUCGAUACUUAUAAAGACCGAGAGAUGAACUGUAAAUUAGUUAUUAAUGAAACGAUGAAAAAUUCUUUAGGAAGAAUAAGGAAAAUAAAUGAAACCCAGAUACUUCUCUCAGCUUUUAGCUGUAAAACGCUGUACAUAAUAAAUGUGAAUAAUGGCUUAAGUAUUCACACCACUAUAGACACAGGAAAACAUAAUAGGGGCAAUGGGGUUAUUGGCGUAAGAACCCACUCUGCACCCGAAAUCCGACUGGCGUUUGGCUACAAUAAAGGAUUAUCAAUUAUGGACAUGGAUGGUAGUGUGGUCAGAAACAUGGAUAUUUCUAAUGAUGGUCAAAACUAUACAAACGAUCCAUGGUAUCUAGCAAUAACACCCACUUGUAAUAUCCUUGUGUCGGAGCGAAAUGACUGUCUGCUUUGUGUAACCCAGAAGAGAGAGGUGUUGUGGAAAUACCCGACGAAAGAUCCAGCUGGCAUGGACUGUGAUGCACACGGCAAUAUAUACCUAGCGAUCUGCAGUGAAAACAAGGUGGUUCUCGUGUCUCCUGACGGAGAGUUCAUCAAAGAUGUAUUAUCAGCUGAUGAUAACACUGAAAAGCCGCGUGGUAUAUGCUACGACUCUGUGAAAAAACGACUCUACGUUGCAGAACUCGACGGCUUAAUCAAAACCUUUGAGCACAAGUGAUGAGCUUUAAAACAAACCACACUAUUCUACUGUACACUAUUCUUCUGUUAGUAAUAUAAUAUAGCAAUUAAUGUAGCCUGCACUAAGGUGUUUGAACGAUGGUUUGCAAACUGAAAUAACACUUGCUUGAGCUUGAACUUUUUUAACAUGCCCAUAUACCACUAAGGUUUCAGGCAUGUCCAUCCCGGGUCCUGUCUCUGGAUAGCCAGGGAUUUGACUCGAGACAGAAAGUUAAGAGGAGAAUUUGGAAUAUUAUUUCAAAAAAUAGGAAUGGGGACAUUAUUAAUUUAUGUGCGCAUGCCUAAUAGUAUAAUUAUCCUAAAGUUGUACUCACUGAGAAGUUUUGGUGCAAUUUUUAUAACAGGCUGCCUAAAAAUUAAAUUACUUUAUUUAUUUAUUUAUUUAUUUAUUUUUACCAUUAUUUAUUUCUACUUAUUUGCCCUUAGGAGGUGGGAGAAGGAGGCAAGUACUGGAGGUUGGUCCCCAGCCCCACAGGAAGUUCUGUUAGUAGGUCAUGUAGGUGGGAUAGGGAGGAGCAUCAGUCUAUGGGAAAGUCAGUGUGACCAGCCAGGGGGGAACCAGAGGAGAGGGGCGGGCGGGCCUUCGGACAAACCUAACUCACCAUACGGCCAAAACGGCCUAUGCUUAUUGCACCGUAACCCUAUUUUCUAUUGAGACAUAUGAUUGGUAGUUGGCUAUGAAAGAGGAUUAUCGAUUGUUGACAUGGGCGACGUGGUUAUCAUAAAGCUAUGGAUAUAGGUAUUUCUGAAAAACGCGCACUCACACACACGGUCUCUAGCAGUAACACCUGAUUGCAAUACACAUGUACCUGUUUCAGACUUGUCUGCUUUGUAUCACCAGGAAAGGAAUUUUAAAGAAACUAACAAUCGAUUCAGUUGGUGGACGGUGAUGCACAAGGAAACAUAUUCUUUGUAACAGGAAAGAAACCAAGGUGGUUUUCUUGUAUCCUGCUGGACAGUUCCUCAAAGAACCGCUGUCAAAUACUGGCAACACAGAAGGACCAAAUGGAGUUUCCUAUAACAACGAUGAUACAUUAUAAAGCUCGGCGGUUUGAUAGACAUAUUUGUACUUUAGUAAUAAAUUAACAAUGAAUAUAUUUUAUGACGAUGAAGUAUUACAAAACUGUUAUUAGAUAGUCCUAAGCAAUGGAUACACACUUCACUGAAAACAUUUACUUAUUCUACAUAUAUAUUGAUUUCGUGAUUUGAAUUUCAUAUAACAAUAUAGUCUGGAACCAAAGUUGUGACGAAAAACAUACCACAGUGUACUCGUUAGUUAUUUUGUCCUUUUUAUAAUUAUAUUUUGUACAUGCCAUUGAUUUGCUACACUACAUAAAUAAAAUCAAAGUAUAUAAUAUGUCAUUAAUUACUGAAUAAAUAAUUUUUUAACACCAGUGUGAAGUGAUCAAUAUAUAAAACUGAUUCUAUACUUUCUGUUGCUUAGGUCUCACUACUCAGAUCACUUCCGGGUGAGAGUUGAUUGAUCACGGUCCACUAUAGUUCCUAAUUGUGACACAAGUUAUGGUUCACGUAUUCACUUCUAGGAAGUGGUGAAGAAUU
Messenger RNA from Gigantopelta aegis, 2898 nucleotides. RefSeq lists its product as uncharacterized. The record is from RefSeq and is a predicted model, not a curated record. The transcript is spliced from 3 exons. NCBI's taxonomy places the organism in Eukaryota, Metazoa, Mollusca, Gastropoda, Neomphalida, Peltospiridae. Gene Ontology annotation, molecular function: ubiquitin protein ligase activity. Gene Ontology annotation, biological process: protein ubiquitination. The coding region runs from base 158 to 1318 and encodes 386 amino acids.